AUGUGGCGCUUUUACAAGGCCAAGGAUAUUCUUGGCCGCAUGGACGAGCGUUGCAUCGGCUUAUCGGAGCGCAUCGAGGUACAUCGCUGGGCGGCUCGAUGCAACAUUGUAUAUCUCUUCUACCUGGUAAUCUAUUCCACCUACGCCAUCUUGACUUUUCUCACGGCAACCUUGUCUGGAACGGUGCCAUGGAACAUCUACAAUCCAUUCUUUGAUUGGCACGGGAGCACGAGGAACCUUUGGAUAGCUUCAUUCUUCGAGUUUAGUGCCGCAGAAUGCUUAGCUUUCCAAACCGGUAUGCUAGAUGUGUUUCCAAUACUGUUUGGUCUGAUGCUACGUGCUCCCAUAAAGCUCCUCAUUCAGAGGGUCGACAAACUGUGUUCGGAUCCCGUUAAGAGGGAUGAUGAAAACAUUGAGGAUCUGGUGAACUGCAUCAAGGAUCACAAACUUAUUUUGGAAUACGUUUCUGUCAUAAGUCCUAUCAUCGAGCAUAUCAUCUUUGUGCAGUUCCUGCUGGUCGGGCUGGUCCUGAGUAUAUCCCUUAUCAAUCUUUAUAUCUUUGCCGAUUCCUGGUCAAAAUUGGCUAUAGGGGCGUAUAUACUCGUUCAGAUUUCCCAGACAUUUCCCUUCUGCUGCACAUGUGACCUCAUCAGAGAGGACUGCGAGACCUUGGCCGUGGCCAUAUUUCACUCCAGCUGGAAGAACUCGGAUCGCAGAUAUAAAACCUCGCUGGUGUACUUCCUGCAUAAUGCCCAGAGAACCAUCUCUUUCACCGCCGGAUCUAUAUUCUCCAUAGGCUUAAGCACAAAUUUAAGGGUUGCCAAACUGGCUUUUUCUGUGGUAACAUUUGUAAAGCAAAUGGGAUUAGGAUAA
Messenger RNA from Drosophila subobscura, 873 nucleotides. RefSeq names its product odorant receptor 98a-like. Gene Ontology annotation, cellular component: plasma membrane. The transcript is spliced from 3 exons. Gene Ontology annotation, molecular function: odorant binding; olfactory receptor activity. Lineage: Eukaryota; Metazoa; Arthropoda; Insecta; Diptera; Drosophilidae. Gene Ontology annotation, biological process: detection of chemical stimulus involved in sensory perception of smell; sensory perception of smell. The record is from RefSeq and is a predicted model, not a curated record. The coding region runs from base 1 to 873 and encodes 290 amino acids.